CUCUACGACUUGGAAUUGCUUGCCAUAGAUUCAAUCUCAACACAGGUGAAGAACACUAAAUUUUGGCUAAGUAUUUUGCCCGUUUCAGGUGGCACACUUUGCACGUCUGGAACUUUCAAAUGGCUUGGUGGAAAUUCGAGUUUAAGCACUUGUUUUGAACAUGGAGUGAUGUUCUUUGAGAUGGGAUGCUUGGAAGCUCAAGAAGAACCCAGGAAGGUCCUCGUCCAAGUCAAUCAAAAACGGAUCUGCGAAGUUGAAGUUUGCUAGAAUUUGGCUAAGGGAGGAAGGCUGUUCGAGAUAGCUACUUUGGGGCUUUAUUACGGGAGCUUGAGGUGCAAUCAAUGGAAGGUGCGAGUGGGAGAUGAUAUUCUUCAACCUUCUAAGCCACGAGAAGGAGUUGGCUGAGUUCGACGUGACCUAGAAAGUCAUUUUCUACAAGCUCGUCUUGUUAUCCGGGAGUGAAGUGCCACAAUCCCAUUCAUAUUUUUUUAUCUACAUAAGCCAAAGCCCAUAGCACUGGCCUUCCAUCCGCAAUAUUUUUUUUGUUUAACGAAGUGCUUAUGCUUUCACUCGAAAAAGAAGUUCAGAAUCAUUUUUCAGAUGCGAGAAGAGUACCAACUUCAUCGACGAUCAAUUGCCAUGUGCUCUAUUUCUCCCUUCCCUCGGACUCCACGGAGUUAAGAAGGCGGAAUAGGAGUCAAGUGAUUCGCACUCCAUUCAUCAUCUCGUGGAUCCGUUGGCGGCUCAACAAUCAACCAUUGUGAGGGAUGAAAGUCCGGGCGUUGCAAUCAAGAAUCGUAGUUAGACCGUUGAUACCCUGCCGAGCUGAAUAACUGAGCGACGGCGAAUGGUAAGCUUCCUCGUUCACUCGUGCGGGUCGGCACACACAUAAAAAUGAGAUUGUCAUAAAUUGACAAGGUAAUAUUUCCAAUUUUUAAUUAGAAAUGGCAUACCCUUUGAAGCUAGAAUGUAUUUUCCUUGAUAUCUAGCAUAAUGCAUGAACGGAUCCUUAAACAACCAUAGGCUGGUCCGAAAACAAUUAUCAAACACUUCUGCAAAUUGUUCUAUUUUUCCAUAGAAAUACUUUCGCUCAAGAAGGAACUGAUAAAAAGUGGAUCAUAAAUGAAAAGAUUGGUUAAGAAGAAAAAAGAAGAUGGAUUCGUCGCAGCUCUCCGCUCAAGCAAGCCGGAGCCCUUCUAUUGCUCCAUUGAGCUCAACUUUUAUGACUGAGCAAGACCCAAUGGGCGAUGAAGGUUUUAAGUCUCAUCCCUUCGGAUGGCGCUUAUGAUCAAUCAAAUCCGAUCGAGAGGUUGGUUAGAAUGGGCCGUAAGAGGUUAUACUCUUAUUAUCUGUCCUCUACGACCGAUCGAUUCCCAGUUUCUUUUUCUUUUCGGCUUCGCCCCUUUUUUUCGAAGUACCCAUAGCGAGGGUUGAUCCCACGACCAUAAAUUCUAAAUAAUGCUUCUUUUUCUUUUACUUUGUUUUUUCAUGUUCAACGUGAACCUCUGGCAAGAGGUUUUUCACUAUCAUUUCCAGUUGCCCCCCUCGAGGGGUCUGGUUGUCAUUUGGGAUGCCCUUUUCCUCCAUCUGGUAAUGUACUCAGACUUUUUAUGGCGGUUCUUCCUUCUAAUGACCGGCAUAUCUAUGAUUCUUUUCUUCCAUAUGAAGCAGCAGGCAUCGGUUCGUAGAACCUAUAAAAAAAGAUGUCUGUGGCUCGAAGGUACGGUUGAGCAAUCGACAUGAUAUAUUUGCUCACAUUCCAGGCGAAGGUCAUAAUUUGCAGGAACAUUCUAUGGUCUUAAUAAGAGGAGGUGAAACUAAGUGGAGGUCCGAACCGGCUGAUGUUGAAGAAUCAUCGGAUGAGUUGUGGUUAGGGGUGAAAUGCCACGCGAACUUAGAGCUAGCUAGUUCUCCCCGAAAUGCGUUGAGGCGCAGCAUUUGACUGGACAUCUAGGGGUAAAGCACUGUUUCGGUGAGGGCCGCGAGAGCGGUACCAAAUCGAGCUCUCUUUGGAAGGGUUGAUACCCUAGUUCAACCCGAUCGCUCACGGCUAGAGAAGCUUGUAACCAAGCAUGAAGCUGAGGAAGACGUGGAACGGUUGUGUGGUGAGGUGACUAGUGAGGAUGUUUGGCAAGCUAUCUUCUCUAUGGAUCCUCAUCGAGAGUUGGGUAAAGGCUGGUUGCGAGACGUGAGCAGGAAGACAGAUUUCCUUGUGCAAGUAGGAUUACUUGAGCUAGAAGAAUUCCUUAUUAUAGUAGAUUUCUUUUACCAAUUUUGUACCAAAUUGUUUCCUUGUUUAAAUAGGUUAGUUUUUUGUUCGUUUGGCUAUAAAAGCCUUGCUCGAUUCAUUGUAGAGACACAUUGAAGUUUAAUCGAAAAUUACUCUGGGGAGUUUUCCCCAAGCUUGCGAGUUAGGUUUGUUCUUGGUUUUGUUCAGGAAUUGAAGAUCAAUCAAGCCAAGUAUUCACCUUGGUUGAUUGGUGAAUCUACCCACGUUAGCCUCCUCCCCCUUGUGUUGAGGUUGUUGACUUGGUACCCUUUACUUUUCCAUCGAUCACACUCUCUGAUUACUACGAAACCACCAUCACCACAACCUCCUUUGCAUCAAGCUACGGAUUCUGAUUCGAGUUCCAUCCUGGGGCUCAUCAAGUGGCAUCAUCGUCUGGUUCAAACACAGUGGCAAUGACGAAAAAGGUACAUGAAAUUAGGCCUGUUGCGGCAAGAACAAGGAAGAAAGAUCACAUCGCAUUGUGGAAGGAACCAAAGGAAACAGAGCUUGAUUCUGAGUAUGACGAGGAAGUUCAGCUUCAAGAAACAACCAUGACAGGGCAUCAUUUUAACAUGACGGAGAUGUUUCACACAAUUAUGGCACAAAUCAACGCGACAUUCCAUACACAAUUUGAUCACAUCAACCAGCAAUUGGCCAAAUUGAAGUAGACGACGAUAGAGCCGAAAACGGCGGCAGGGGAUGACGUGGACACUAGGGCAGACAGGAUACAAAAUGCUCGAACAGUCGAUGAAAGAAUUCACAAUUUGGAAAGGCGAGUAAUAAUACCUUGGGACGAUCCCCGUGACCAUGGGUUCCACGAUCAUGAUCAUCGACACCAAAAGCCUGAGCCAGCCGAGGAAUUGAUGGGAAUCAAGCUCACCCUACCCUCGUUUCAGAGGAGCCUUAAUCCGGCAGAAUAUCUCGACUAGGAACGUAAAGUAACUCUAUUUUUUUACUGUCAGAUUUACUCGGAGCGACAGAAGGUUACACUGGCAAAGUUUGAAUUUGGAGGAUACGUCGCUGCCUGAUGGGAACAGCUCCGUAUCAAGCAUCGCCGAAUCGGUUUACCUCUAGUGGCAACUUGGUUGGAGUUGAGAAGUGUGAUGUGAGAACGAUUUGUGCCCGCUUAUUAUCAACGUGAUCUUCACGAAAGGUUUCAAUCGCUUCGUCAAGGAAGCAGAAGUGUCGAAGAGUAUUAUAGGGACUUAGAUCUUCUCUUCAUCCGAGCCGACAUACGAGAGGAUAAGGAGGUUACGAUCAUCAAUUUUUACACGGUCUCCAGCGUGAAAUUAAAAAUCCAGUAGAGCUCUUCCCAUUCGUAGAAAUUGAAGAGGUCGUUCACUUGGCAGUGAAGGUAGAAAAGCAAUUGUAACAGCAGGGUGUGAUAAUCGGCUUUGACAUAUUGAAUUUUUGGACUUUAUAUGAUUAUUCAUGGUAUGUUUUAGCCGAUUGGUGCUAUUUUAGGGCUCGCUAACCCGAGAAUGGUUGAAAAACCAUUACUGCCUAGUGCCAUGAGUUUGAUGUGUUACAGGUGGAGAAAGCACGAAAAAGAAGCGAGUGCACGAACAAUUGAUUGGUCCCAAAUCACCCCACCUCGGGAAGAAUUAAUUUGGGCCGGGGACUUUGGAAAAGGCAGGUGGCGGACAUAAUCUCUUGGGCCAGCAAAUUGCAUAGCUGGCGGUGGACAAGGCUAAGAGGAUGGAGGAGGACGAAAUUGCUGGGGGGGGAGAUUUCUUUUGGGAAAAGAAAGCAAAAGGCGGCUGAGAUUUAUUAUUGAGAGAGGGCGGAAUUCCAUAGCCAGAGGGGAAAAAGACAGCAGCGCGCAGCAGCUGAGGGAAAAGAGGGAAUUAUUUUUCUCUGGGCGAUUUUUCUUGGAGAGAAAGAAAGCGAAGGGCAGCAGGUAAUUAUUGUUGGGGGAACGAAAUUCUCUUGGAAAAUAAAGAAAGAGGCGAGAAUUCUUUGGGAGAGAAGAAAAAGCAGACGUAGCGCAGCGAGGGUUUUUGGGGGACGAGGGAAUUAGUGAGAAAAGCAGCGCAGCGAAGCAUCGGGCGAUUGAGCAAUUGACGAUCAGUUUUUCCAAGGUUUGAGCUGAAUUCAACGAGAGCGAUUAGUUGGUUGGAUUUUCUAAACCGAAUUAGUUGUUAUUUGUUGAUUUAGAACAUGAUGAACAAUACCCUAUCGAUUUAUCUCAAUUUCAUCAUGAACUAAACCCCAAUUUCUGGGGGAAACACCAUAGGAUGUAGCUAUUUCUUGAUUUGAUGGAUUGAUUUAUGAUUCUUUUCUUCCAAUCUCUAUUGCAUGGAAUUGCUUAAUGCUUUGUGUUGACUGGCCACCAAUACAACGAUUUGUAGUUAAUUAGGUUAUUAGCGACAGUGAAAUCCUAUUAACUGAACAUAUUUCAUGUGACAUAGUAACUUAUCGAAGCGACAGUGGAUUAAAUAAGGUGCUAUGCGGUCUUAAAUAGGAUAUCGAUCUUCAGGCUAAAUAAUUAGGUCAUUGAGCUACGACAGUAGGAUUUGAUUUAAUUGUUUAGUACGUAGUAAUUCCCGACAGGGAUAGCUAGCACAUUCGUGAUAUCCUGGCUGUAGAGAUAUGGAUUAAAUUGAUUGGAAUAUGUGAAUUAAUCUGGAUAGGAUAGGUAGUGAAUCCCAGUGUUUCUCCCAGAGCUUCUCCCAUUGAAUUUCUCCCGACAAGUUUACUUUGCUUAAUUAGUUUAAUUAUUUUGCUUUUAGAAAUUAGUUUAUAUCUCAAACCAUUUUCACUUAUAGUUUGCUCAUAAAUUUGAUAGAAUAUAAGGUUGUACCAGUCCCUGAGAGACGAUACCCGGACUUUCCGGUUUACUACGAGAUAGGAAUUGAAGCUAUACGCUUUUGCCCUAUCAAGUUUUUGGCGCCGUUGCCGGGGACUGCCAUACCUUAUUUUUUGUUGAUUUUUGUGAGUGAACUAUUUUGAUCUGUGUGCAGGUGAAUUUCAGGUUAAUCCUUUUUGUGCAUGCCUAGGAGGACAACCAGGGAUUUAUUGCCACUAGACCUGGAGAUCGAGAAGACCUGUCGACUGAACAGGAAGCAGGUCAAGUUAGGGAAGCAGCCAACCACAACUCCUAGGCCUUCCCUAACCCAGAGAGGGCAGGCUUCAUCACCUGUCGUCCCUACACCACCACCACCACCUCAUGACAUUGAGCCAGUCAUCAUGGCAGACGAGGAUCGUUCGAUCAGGGCUCGUUUAAAUCGACGGACUGGAGCCCGGGCUUCAUGUGUUUUCAUUCCGGCUGGGGAUGCAACCAUGGAGAUUACCCCAGCAUUUAUCAACAUGAUCACCAAUGGGUAUACUUUCUCUGGGGCUAGCAAUGAGGAUCCUCACGAGCAUCUCCGCCGGUUCGCGAGUAUAUGUGAUACAAUGAAGAGCCCCACAGUAUCUGAUGAUGCAAUCCGUCUUCGGAUGUUCUCAUUUUCUCUGCUAGGGAAUGCAUCACACUGGUUCCAAAACUUAACACCCCGUUCCAUCACGACAUGGAGUCAGCUUGAGAAGGUAUUUCUGGAUAAAUACUUCCCACCUGCCUUGGCAAUGAAGAGGCAAGAAGAGAUUGUUACUUUUAAGCAGGCUGAUGAUGAGAGUCUGACUGAGGCAUGGGAGCGCUACAAAGGGCUGUUGAUGAGAUGCCCAAGCCAUGGUCUUGAAGAUUGGAACGUGAUCAUUAUUUUCUUCAAUGGAAUCAGAAGGGAGUUUCGGGAUGCUCUGAAUAAUGCUUCCCGAAAUGGUUUCACAAGAAUGGAAGCACCAGAAGCAUAUGAACUGGUGGAGAAGAUAUGCUCUGAAGAUACUGAAUGGGGUAGUGAGACCGGCAUUUGAAGGAGAGGAGGCUUGCAUGAGAUAGACAGAGUGGCAAGCUUAGAAGCAAAGAUUGAUGCUAAGUUGGAUUCCAAGUUCGAUGCACUCGAACGAAGGCUGGCUAAGAUGGAUCUUGGUAGACAGGAGGAGGUUGCUUUUUGUGAAUUAUGUGAAUGUGUUCAUCAUAGGGAUCUAUGUCCACUGGUGGCUGAUCAGUUGGAAGAUGUGCACUAUAUCAACAAUCAGCGAAAUCAAGGCCAGGGUGGUAUGUAUUCAAAUACCUACAACCCGCAAUGGAGAAAGCAUCCUAACUUUUCCUGGGCGAACAACAACCCAACUGGUGUUCGAAACAUCCCACCUCAUGGUUUUCAACAGCAGAAGCCUCAACCAGAGAAGAAGCCCCAGCUGGAGGAGUUGAUUUUGGCUCAUAUGCAGAAAACAGACAAUAAUUUCAAGGGCCUGGAUCAAUUUGUCACUCAACAGCUAGCCAUCAACAAUAAUUUACAAUAAUCUAU
Molecule: messenger RNA, 6612 nt
Organism: Linum trigynum
Lineage: Eukaryota; Viridiplantae; Streptophyta; Magnoliopsida; Malpighiales; Linaceae
Source: the annotation of a GenBank genome assembly